AUAGCAACUUAAUUAAUUAAUGUGUGUUAAAGAGUUAGUUAACUACCUAACUCAAACCCGUGGCGGUAAUCGCAAUUAAACACACUCCGAAUGGAUUUUCACUAAAUAACUAAACAGAGAGUUAGCAAUUUCACACACACAACCUUUACCCUGGUUAGUACAUAACCGCGGCGGUUCAGACCUUCUCUCACACGCUUCAAGACUCGUUAGUACAUCACUGCGGCGGUUCAGAACUCUUGAUUUCGUUACAGCUGUUACAAUGCCAGGCCCUGGUCCUCACUUCAUGUACGCGAUGGCCUCGGGCUUGUGUCUAACCACCACCUCUGACGGCAGAUUUAGCCCACACCACACACUCAUAUUCACCAUGAACGCUUUCUUUGGACCUGACAUUGGUUCCUUCACCGAGUGGCUAGCCUCUCUUGUUGCCGGUCCAGCUGUAGUCUCCACCGUAGCCGGUUACAUCCACCAUCCCAUCCUCUACAUCCUUAUCUUUGGAUAUGCUUUCAGUUCGCUUUACUCUAAGAUUUCAUCAUUUCUUCUUACUUCACGCCUUCUUCAUUCUUCUAACUCCAGGGUUCCCCUUACAAAGAUGCAGUGUUUUUUAUUGAUAUCCGCUGGAUCUUUUACUCAUUUCUUUCUAGAUCAUCUCUUUGAGGAGAAUGGGAAUACAACCAUGUACAGAUGGAUUUUGAGCACUGGCUGGUGGAAUGGUAGGGCACCAGUUAACCCGGAUGCUGUUGUUGUAGUGGGCUUCUUAUGUGUUUGCUUAAUUGGUGGAUUCAUUUAUCUCAACAGAGCAAGUUCCUCAAAACCAUACCAGUCAAUGAUACUUGUGAUAUUCAUAGCUUCUUUAUACUGCUUAUGGUGUAUAACUCAGAUUCACUGGUUCACUCCGCGCCGUCCAGCGGUUGGAGAAGAAGCUGAUCUUGGUGUUCUUGUGUUCUUAGCCAUGUAUUUCUUUCUACCUUAUGGUUUGUGUAUAAUGUCCAUGUACCCAGAAGAUCCUCAUUCUAAUUGAGUUCCACUUUAACAUACACAGAUACUUAUGUUUUUGCCAAUGCAAACUAGUUACAGACAUUGGGCUGUUUUGCUGUCCGCGGUUGGUUUUUAGGCUCGUUGCGGUUUUGUUGGUUUUGUCAGUUGGGUUUGUUUCUUAGUGGAGCUUGACUCUUUGUUGUAUUGAUGGGUUGAAGUACCCCCUCCUUGUGCUUCUCUUUUAAUACACU
This is a messenger RNA of Lathyrus oleraceus (garden pea), 1226 nucleotides long. RefSeq lists its product as uncharacterized. Lineage: Eukaryota; Viridiplantae; Streptophyta; Magnoliopsida; Fabales; Fabaceae. The record is from RefSeq and is a predicted model, not a curated record. The transcript has 4 exons. The coding region runs from base 260 to 1018 and encodes 252 amino acids.